CCGGAAAUAGCUGCACCCAAAUUCAGUAGGAAAAUAUCCUAUCCUCUUUUCUUCCAGAACUUUCCACUCCCUCCCUCUAAAUAUCCCUGGACCGCCGCCAUUUCCCCUCAAAAUCCCCAAAUAUAGCAACACCUACUUUCAUCGGAACAGAUCUAAUCAUCAAAAGGGAAAUCAAAUGGAGACUGUAAUAGUAAAGCUCGAAGAAGAGGCGCCCUCGCCGAUGGAGAGAUUGCACGAAGUGGGUCCACCUCCGUUCUUGACGAAGACGUUUGAAAUGGUGGAAGACCCGUCCACUGACACGGUGAUUUCUUGGAGCUCAACGAAGAAUAGCUUCAUCGUUUGGGAUUCUCACCAGUUCUCCACCACCAUCCUUCCUAGGCAUUUCAAGCACAGCAAUUUCUCCAGCUUCGUUCGGCAGCUCAAUACUUAUUCAAAGAGUUGCACUUAGUAGCUGAGGAGACAGAUAAACCAUUGGUGAUUGAUGACUUCUACUGGCAAUUAUAUCAUUGGGAGAAAGAAGAAAAGUUAGGGUUUUCGCAAAGUGGAUCCAGAUAGAUGGGAAUUCGCAAAUGAAGGGUUUCUUAGUGGGCAGAGACAUCUACUCAAAACUAUCAGGAGGAGGAGGAAUGUUGCCCAUAGUGUGCAGCACCAUGUAGCCGGUCCAUGUAUAGAGAUAGGCCAUUUUGGCAUGGAAGAAGAGAUAGAGAGAUUAAAGAGGGACAGGAACCUGUUGGUGACUGAAAUCGUUAAACUAAGACAGCAACAGCAGAAAUCUAGGGUACAAAUCACCUCAAUGGAGGAGAGGAUAGGGAACGCCGAGAAGAAGCAGCAUCAAACAAUGAAUUUCUUAGCUAAAAUAUUCACAAACCCUUCUUUUGUCCAGCAAUAUCUUGAAAAGUACGGUGAGAGGAAAGAUCAACAGCGCAUAGAGAUCGGUCAAAAGAGGAGGUUGACAAUGUCACCACAACCAAGUGCAGAGAACUUGCAAGAUGUUGCUAGCUCGGCUGCAAUGGAAGGAGGUGAUCGGUUAGAUGCUGAGCUGGCAAUGGAGACAGAGAUGGAUGGGUUGUUUUCUACUGCACUGAUGGACAAUGGGUCAAGCAGUGUCAUGGGGCCUCUGUCAUCUUUUGCAUCUACAAGUGGUGCUGAAAAUGAUGAUGUCCCAGACAGCAUAUGGGAGGAACUGAUGUUAGGUGAAACACUCUCUAGUCAUCAAGUGGAACAAGUGUUGGUAGGCAAUGAAUCAGAAGCUAAUGUGGAGAUUGAAGAUUUGGUUGUAAAGGAGACACCAGAAUGGAGCAGUGACUUUCAAGAUCUUGUUGACCAUAUGGGGGAGUAUCUUAAGUCACAUCCUUGAGUAUUUCUGAAUCUCCCCUCUACACAUUUCAUUAUUUUUCUGUUUUUGGUAUGGUCAUUUUUGUUUCUCACAUUCAUUCUACCUAGUUUUGCAUCACUGCAUGUACUGCCAACAUUGCAGGUUUGGUCUAUUUCUGUGUUAUAUUCAUUGUGAUCUCCAGGAGGAGAUAAAACAUUCAUUCGAUCUUUGUAUCAUUCUAUAUAUUUAAUAAUGGCUGCAGUUUAAGCAGCAUUCUUAAUUGAGAUGUUUGUUUAAGUGUUUUGAUCCAUGGCUCCAUUUUGCAGGUUAGGAAGAUGCCACUAUCAACUUUUUGAAGACUACAGUAAUAUUUGACCGAACCUAAUGUUGUCACUUUUGCGUUUCAUAGUGGCAGGAGGAACUUUUCCCCAUACAUACAGUGGAAGUUACUAACUAGCCGUGGUUAACACUAUUGUAAAUUCAUUUUUGGGGUGUUAACUUUCAUGUGUGAUUCUAAAGCUAGUACAAUAUUUUUCAUUACUAAUUUCUAGUAUGAAAACGGGUAUAUUUGUUUGGCAAAUUGAUGAUAAAG
Molecule: messenger RNA, 1907 nt
Organism: Cuscuta europaea
Lineage: Eukaryota; Viridiplantae; Streptophyta; Magnoliopsida; Solanales; Convolvulaceae
Source: the annotation of a GenBank genome assembly